UGGUUGGUUGAUUGACAAUUUUAAAGCGUUGGAAAGCUCUCAUCGAUAAUCUGCAGUGAUUUUUCUGGCAGUAUAUAGUUGUAGGUUGCACAAAGUGUUAACAUUGAGGCGUUAUCUUUAAUUUUGCAAUAAUUGUCUACUAGAUGAUCAGGUUAAAAUAAUCUAUCUUUAUAACACAGUGUUAUUUUAACUCUACAGUAAUUUAAAGACAUGGAUAAAAGUUGAGAACAUCUAGUUAAAGUGACUUUCGACUAACGAUAUCAGAUAACAUAUGAACAAUAACAUUCUUCCUUAAGUGUAAAUUCCGGGUCCUGUCAUAUAUUGGUGACCUGGAUUGUACUUUACGAAGACUCAUUGCUUGUUCUUUAGAAAAAUAUAUCCGCUGUGAACCUUUUAAAUAUUUUUCUAAAAGCAAUAGCUACACUGCAAAUAUAUAUAACGACAUCAAGUUAAAAUAGAAAUAACUUUACGAGGUGAUGUCUUUUGUUUUAUGUUAAAGAAAAGCUACUUUUUUGGUGUUUUUUACGUAUUUUGUGAUUUAUAUUUCUUUGUACCGAGUAAACCUGAUUCUGGAAAUGAGAGACAAAGAAUAAUUAUCGGUGUAACUAUAUAACAUCUCGUAUUGGUGAGAAUUCCAUGUCAAGUAUUUAACUGACCUUUCAAAACUUUACUUCGUCUUUGCAAUCAUUCCGAUACAGACGUUUAAGUUGUUAUAUGUGAUCAAGAUAAACAAAUUAACCCCAUUGAGAUUUCAACAAUAAUUUCAAUACAUUUCAUGUUAUGAACAGUUGCGCUGAAGGAGUACGAUCUUAAUUUGCUCAGAAAGAUAUUGAAAUACCAUGGCAACAAAUGUUACCCGCAAUGUUACAAAUGACAGUCAGUGUUUCGAUUUAGGACCAAUUAAAAAAGAGCCAUUUGGAGGUUUGAUAAAAUGGAUUGCUCUCACAGAGGCAGCAGGAAUAAUUAUACUUAAUACCCUUCUUAUACUGUUGUUAGCCAGACGGAAGAAACCAAGCAGAAUGGCCUUCUUUGUUCAACACUUAGCAAUAGCUGAUUUAUCAGUAGGAGUGCUAUAUGUUUUACCAGACACUAUUUUUUCAAGGUUUCUUCAUAGCUGGGAGAAACAUUUGUGUUUGUUUCUUUAUGGAUUUUGUGCAAAUAUAACAAUAUUUGCAUCCACAUUUCUAAUUGUUGUUCUGACGAUCGACAGAUUAUUUGUAAUAAUUAGACCAAUAUCAGCUUCAAUGACAGGAAAGAAAUAUCGUUAUGGAUUAGUAUCCUGCGCAUGGUUGCUAGCUAUCAUAAUAGGCAUACCCUAUGCUGCUCAUGCGUACUUUUCGUGCACGGUUCAGGGUAUAAAUAUAUGUGGUCAUGAUUUCGAUAAUACGAAGGCAGUAGUUGUUGCUGAAGUUUUUAUCAAUGUUGUAAUUCCUGUCAUUAUCAUAUCAUUCUGUUACACAUGGAUUGUAUAUGUCAUCAAGAGACGAGAAAAGGCGGGAUUCAAUGCACCACAGAAGGUCAGAUUCUCAGACGGGUCUACAACUUUGAUUGGUAAUUUCAAGAAAACUGAAUCUAGUUGAUCUUCCGUGAUAACAAAGGCUAAGAAGAAAACUAUAAAGAUUUUGUUAGUAGUAGUAAUCGUGUACAUCGUUAGUUGGACUCCAAUUAAUGUGGCACAAGUACUGAGCGCAUUUGAAUUUAUUCCGCCAAACGAAAUUUUUCUCUUUUUACAUGUGCUAGCCCCGGUUAACAGUAUAAUGAACCCAUUGGUAUUCUUGAUAUUUAAUCGUCAAAUGUUUGUGCAGGAUAGGAGUAGAAGUACGAGUACUGCAUAUAACACCGCUACUCACAUUGAAUCCGUUCAUCAUUGAAGGACAUAUUGUGCGGACAUAUUGCAUUUUAAUGCAUGGAAUUCGGGACAAACACCGUGUGAUUUUACCUUGGAAUGUAUAUAUUAUAAAUGAAAGACAUCUAUCGAAAACAUUUUCAUAACAUAGAAUAUACAACAAAGUAUUGCCUUGCUGUUGCUGUCAAAUAUGAAAGACGAAUAUAAAGAGGAAGAGUUUCAAAAUUUAUUUGUUUUUUUAAGAUUUCGAAAUGAAAAAUUCCUUUUAAUGUGUAUCCGUGCCUCAUUUGGUCUGCAUUUGCAAAUCUUAUUGCUAUUUUUUUUCCAUUCAAUUUUAAGAUAACCUUAUAUAUGAAUAUAUCUGUCACACAUUUUAAUAUGACGGAGAUGAUCAAGGAAGUUAAUUUACCGUUGAUUGUACAUGAAAAAAAAAACCUUCAUUCAUUAACUAUAAAAAGAAAUUCGGCCAACGUAUGUCAGAUCUUGUUUAAUCUUUAAUCUUUUAAGAGCAAAUCGUUUACCACUUGUUUUAAAGAAUAAUUUUCCGAUGUAUACAUAAAUCCGAAUGGGAUAUUAGCACCCUGUAUGAAAACAUAGAACAUGUAAUUAAAAUAAAGUUCUUAGAAAUGUACGUUUUGUUAUAGAGAUAAUAAUAAAUAACAAAUCACAAAAACGAGUCUAACACCAAAAUCUAACAAUUGAAAAGACUAGCAAUCAAUAAGAGCGACCAAUACGUUACUAUAAAAUCUAAUAUCGUCCAUUAAACUUAAUUUUAUUCCGAUUUCCCAUUUACACCAUAGUAUCCUAAAUGGAUUGUAAAAUAGUGCGAAUAGCUUUAACGCAUUUCUGUUAUAUUUAUGAUUACAGUAUAAAAAAAACAGAUGCAAAAUGCACAUAAUGCAACAUUUAUUAAAUGAAAAAAAAGUUAAUGUUGUUAUCAUCGUGACAAAUUAUCUUUUGAUUCUUUUUUUUGAGAAAUGGAUGUACUUUUACGAUGAAGAGAAAAACUACGUUGGGACUUAUGUAUAGUAUUUACGGAUUAUUACAGGAACGUUCAUUAGGAGAUAACUGUAUUGUAUUUUAAGCUCCGACGGCAUCAAUUGGGGAUUUGAGGGUCGCAAAUAAAGUUUACUGGCGACGCGUUAGCGGAGACAGUAAACGGGUAUUUGCGACCAUCAAAUCCCAAAUUGAUGCCGUCGGAGCUUAAAAUACAAUAUUGUUCUCUCCAUUCUAAUGAAACUGAUAGAAAACAACGUUAAAACAUGUAUUUAAAAUCUGUCAUAUGCCGUCUGCGCUUGCGCGUACGUCCCACAGCAUCAAUUGUCAAUUGAUGCCAUGUAAGAAAGUGACGUUAUCCAAUCAAAAUUAACGUUACAAACGUUGUUGCAUUAGAAUUUCAGAUGACUUUUUAAUUUUUUUGUAAAAAUAGAAAAGAAUUGUGGACAAAUAUUGUAAAGAUGCAUUAGCUGCCGAAUUCAUACAAACUGAACUUAUUCUAACUCUUCAAUUUGAUGUAAUGCAUAUCAAACUUUAUUCAAAACUAUAAAAGUUUCAUCGGAAACAUAAUGCGCGGAAUCAAUAUAAAGCACGUUUUGUGUAUAUUACUGACUAAACGGAAUCUAAUAAACAAAUGAAAACAUUCACAUGAAACUAUAUAUUGACUCCGGUAAAGUAAUUAUUUAAAUGAGAUAAAUAAAAAUAUUAUACAACUUGACAGGUAAAAUACAGUCUUUUCAAAGGGGCACUAUCUACGAGAUAUAUGAAAAAACUAAUAUAUAUAUUUUUUGCCUCAAUCAGUAAUGAAAUACAAAUAGUGAAAUAAUAAUUACUUUGUAGAAGCCAAUAAGGUUCAAUUUUGUCAAAAUAAGCAAAACAAAAUUGAUUCGACCUCAUGAAUCCGUGUUCAUGUGAACUUAAAUUUAACCCUUUAGCUUGAGAUAGAUAGCACGUGAAUUGUAUGUGUAAAGUUAUUUAAAGGAAGAGAAUGUCAACAUUGAAAAUGAAACUAAGUAAAAUCGUUUGAUUGAUUGAUUCGAUCAACAAAUAAACAUUCUAAUACAGGUAAAUACGACGAUAAACAUUUAUUUUUUAUCUGUAAUAUGAAAUUAAAUAGACCUUCAUCAGCACGUGUUUGCUUAAUCCAUUUAUAUUUAUCUUUACAUCGCUAAUAUGAUCAUCGGAUGACUACAGAGGUCAACUCGAUAAAUAAUUAGAUGGCGUUUAAACUCAAAUAAACACGAAAUGAAGCUACGUAUUUUCAUGUCUGUGCCUUGUUUAUUGUUUUAUUUAGACUUUUAACAGUUUGGAUAAAUGUUUUACAUUGUUAUAAAUUAAUAUGAGAAUCAAUUUUCUCUGUACGUUUGGUACGCGUCGGUCUAUACACCAAUGUGUGACGCAGGCAUAAAGUAUAUUCUUGGGAAUGCAGUUUUAUUCUAAGUAUCACAUAAAAUAUUCAAUUACUAGACAAACAGCAAUGAAGCAUUAACUGAAAUGCGAUAUAGAUAUCUUACGCUAACUCCCAACGAUGCACAAUUAAACUAACAAGUAAAUCGAAAACCUUCACAUUGGCAAUAUCACCGUUUUUUUUUUUUAUAUAUCAAAGGUGAGCAUAAAGAAACGCGUUUAAGCCUCCUGACCGGAGCUGAAUUUGAAUGUUUAAUUGGAUAUCAUUUUAUUAAGCAUUUGUUUUAGUUAAUUAUGGGGAAGUCCGUGAAAUUUAUGUUUACGUAAGGGUUUUUAAAAGUGAUUUAUUUCUUAUAUUGUAAACUAGUUUUAUUCUGCUUAAUAUAUUAUAUUAAUGUCAGUAUAAUCUUUUAUAUACCAAUGACUUAAUGAUAUUGUCCAUUUAAAAAUGUUUCCAUGUUGUGAACACUGGCCAUUACUAUAGGUCUAGCACAUAAAUCAAUCGAUUAAAGUUUACAUAAUUUCAGAAACAAUGGCAUUUAAUUGAUAUACGAUCUUCAGUCGGAUGUCCCUUUGUCCCUUAGCAGCCAUAAUAUUUUUUUGUUAACUAUCCGCUAGUACAUGGAUUUAUAAAUGAAAAGCACGUGAAAUAAAAAUACUCUCUUGUUAUAAUUGCUGCUACGGGAAAUAUAUAAUAUGUGUAAAGACUUAACAUGAACAUAAGGAAACAUAAAAAAAAUUCAAUGAGACAGCAGUAGCUGCUUUGGGAAAUACUGGUAAUACACAGUCUAUGUUUUGACUAAACAGGAACAUAAGGAAAUAUGAAGUAUUCUCCAAUGAAACAGCAAUAGCUGUCACCAGAAAUACAGGUACCAAAUAGCCUAUAUAUUGACUCAACAUGAGCAAGAAAUAUGAAUUACAAAUUAAUGAGACAUCAACCCUAAAGAAAACAAAUGUUUAAACAUUUUGAAGACUGAACGUGUCGUAAUAACAGGGUAUACAAAUAUUGUCUUAAGUGUUAAUAAAUGGGAUAAGAAUUUUCAUUAACACUUUCAUGAAAAUGAAGAUUCUGAUUCCGUAAGAUGGUUGAAUUUAUACUUAAUGUUGUGUUUCUUAAAAUUGUGCUGAAUCAUUUUUUAGAUAUAAGUAUUUAACUUCCCGAGUGUAUGUAUCACAGCAAAUUAAUUAAAUCAGACAUUAGACAACAAAGACAUCUUGUAUUCAUUUAUUUCAAUUGUUUUUUA
Molecule: messenger RNA, 5493 nt
Organism: Mytilus trossulus (common blue mussel)
Lineage: Eukaryota; Metazoa; Mollusca; Bivalvia; Mytilida; Mytilidae
Product: vasopressin V1b receptor-like
Exons: 7
Coding region: 840-1580 (246 amino acids)
Biological process (GO): neuropeptide signaling pathway
Cellular component (GO): plasma membrane
Molecular function (GO): G protein-coupled peptide receptor activity
Source: RefSeq, a predicted model, not a curated record